Molecule: messenger RNA, 174 nt
Organism: Symbiodinium sp. CCMP2456
Lineage: Eukaryota; Dinophyceae; Suessiales; Symbiodiniaceae
Source: the annotation of a GenBank genome assembly
AUGGCCCAUGUCACACGCCGAGGCAAGGCAUCCUUGUUCCGUCGAAACACGGAAACCGGGCACUACUUGGCACAGAUGGCAGAGGGGAGCAGGUCUACGAACCUCACGUGCCCACCUCUGCGCGGCACCCUGGCCCUGAGCCGACGCCGGCCCUCGGAAGCGAAACUGCCCGAG